Molecule: messenger RNA, 1152 nt
Organism: Zonotrichia leucophrys gambelii
Lineage: Eukaryota; Metazoa; Chordata; Aves; Passeriformes; Passerellidae
Gene: STX11
Product: syntaxin 11
Exons: 3
Coding region: 283-1152 (289 amino acids)
Biological process (GO): intracellular protein transport; synaptic vesicle fusion to presynaptic active zone membrane; exocytosis
Cellular component (GO): plasma membrane; synaptic vesicle; presynaptic active zone membrane
Molecular function (GO): SNARE binding; SNAP receptor activity
Source: RefSeq, a predicted model, not a curated record
GCACCUCCGACACAGGCACCUCCGGGAGCGGCAGCGGCACCUCAGGGAGCGGCGCGGGCGGAGCGGCACAGGAGCGGCCGGACUGCCCGUCCCGAGGACUCUACUGGAUCUGCUGGAUCACAGAGAUUGUGUGUGAUGCUGUCCAUGUCACUGGAGAGGAGCUCUGCACAAGUGGCCUUGAUCCAUGUGCUCGUUCACUGAUGUCCAGCUUGUUCCUUCACGAUCUGACUCAGCAAAGUGACUGAAGUCAGAAGGGGCUGACUUCUGAAGAUUCCAGGCAGGAUGAAAGACCGUUUAAGUGAGCUGCGUGAAUUUGCCAGGUUACACAACCAGCAAUUUUCUGAUAGUGAUGAUGAUGAUGAGAAUUCACCCCAGGAUAUUCUCCUUUAUGAGACGGACUAUGCCUUAGAAAUCCUUCAUAAGGACAUACAGAGCAUCCGGGCAGAAAACGACCACCUAAAAGCGGAUGUCAGCCGCCUCAGAAAGCAAAACACCCGCUUCCUCACCUCCAUGCGCCGCCUUAGCAGCAUCAAACGAGACACUAAUUGUAUUGCCAGAGACAUUAAGAGCCGUGGAGAGAGCAUCCACAGGAAACUGCAGGUAAUGAGAGAUUUCUGUGAAGAUGCAAUAACAAAAUACGGAGCUAUGUCUGUCAUUGCCAGGGUGGCGAAGAACCACUACGUUGACCUCAUGCACACAUUUCAGGACGCUAUGUUUGAUUACAACGCAGCAGAGAUGAACCAGCGGGAGAACUGCAAGAUCCGAAUUCAGCGGCAGCUGGAGAUCAUGGGCAAGGACGUUUCUGGGCACCAGAUUGAGGAGAUGAUUGAGCAAGGCAAAUGGGAUGUCUUCUCCGAGAAUCUCUUGUCAGAUGUCAAGGGAGCUCGCGCAGCCUUGAAUGAGAUAGAGACGCGGCACAAGGAGCUGGUGAAGCUGGAAGGUCGCAUUAAGGAAGUUCACGAGCUCUUUCUGCAGGUGGCCCUGCUGGUGGAGGAACAGGCAGACACCUUUGAUGUUAUUGAGAUAAAUAUGCAAAAUGUUGAGGACUAUGUAGGAGAUGCUAAAGACCAAGUGAAAAGAGCUUUGGAAUACAGGAGAAAACAUCCCCUCAGAACAAUCCUCUGCUGUUGCAUAUCAUGUUGCAGAAGGUGA